GGUGAUAGUAUUUUUACGCCAGCUAAAGUUGAAGGAAAGAAAAAAGCAGUGAAGUGUAUUGGUUCGACAAAAUUUGAACAAUUCCGUACUACCGGGCAUGGAUGCAAUGCGUUAUUCACCAAUUCCGGCAAUUACUGUUCAGCAGAAGGUUUCUGUGACAAAACGACCGAUGCCGUCUUCAGUGGUGUACUAAAAGACGAAUGUCAUAAUGAAUCAUUCAAAAAUGUUUUCCGUUCAUCAGAUACAAAAUACUCUUCUUGCCCUGAAUGUUGCAAAGUAAUUCAAUCGUCUCCACCAAAAACAGAACAGCACGCAGUUAUUUCCACGAUAAAGGCGGAAGGCCAAGUUAACAAGGUAGUUGAAUCAAUGGUAAUGGCGAAUGGUGAUAGUGAAACGCGUAGCAAUAGCAAUCAAACAAGUGAUAGAACUUGCACUGAUGUUGAAAGGAUAUUGCACAACGAAUCAUACAGAAAACCAUUUCAGCAAUUUCUUGAGCAGCAAUUUUGUGCUGAAAAUAUUAAUUUUUAUAUGGCUGUGGAGGAUUAUCGUUCUAUUCCUGAUUCAGAUUUGGAAAAAAGAGUAGAAGUUGGCCGUGAGAUUUUUGAGCGAUAUUUUGCACCAAAUAGUAUAGAACCGGUGAAUAUUGAUAAUAGUACAAGCAAAAGCAUCAGAGAUGCAGUUAUGUCAGGAGACUUUACACCUCAACUUUAUGAUGUCGCACAAUAUCAGAUUUUUCAUUUGUUAAAAUAUGAUUGUUGGCCACGUUAUCUGCGUGCUGGUGGCAUAGCACCAACAUUCGAUGAUGGCGCCGAUGAAAUAUCCGGAACUCCAACGACAAGUGAAUUAACUUCUCGGAAGCGUCGCGGAGAUAAGAAGCGUAAGUCGUUAAUCUGGCAUGGUCUCAAGCCCAGAUUUUCACGAUGGAAAAAAGCUUGGUCAGAUGGCAGUGAUUCAUUGGAACAAAACUACGAUCAUGGUAGCUCACUGGUGCACGAGACAACUGAGCAAUACAUGUCACCUCGAUUUUCCAGAUCUCAUCCCAGUUCACGACGAUCUUUAACACAGGAACAGUUGGGUUCAUCAGGUUAUGCGGGAAGUAUGCGAGAUCCAUUGUUUGCUAGGUCUGACACUGAACUAAGAAUUGGAACACUAAGUAAACACGAUUCGCUGCGACAUCGUGGCUUCACUGUUACCGGGAAGCAACGUUUAUUGCUCACAGAGACGGCCCAUUCUGGUGCUCCACCACCAAGUACUUCUAGCUCAAGAGUUACUGAAGUAUGUACAAAGUUUUGCACAUUAAUGCUUAACGAUGCACCAUGUGUGGAACAAAUCGCUCUUCAUGAUCCAACGGAGUCAGUGGGCAAAUGGACAGCAACAGUUGCUGUUCAACGUGGUAUGGAUCCACGUGCUACCGAAGUUGUUGAUGCACAGUCGGGUGCAACGAUUGACCCAGCUCGACAAGCUAUCGAUGCAUUAAAUAAUCGAUGUGUACGUUUGUUACCUGUGCUACUUUUUGCCGCUGAAAUAAUGAUUCCGAAUGCUUCAAAUAAAACGGGUACAUCCACAAAUUCAAGAAUCGUACUAUUGCGAGCCCGACAUGGCCUUUCAUUGAAUGCUGUGUUAAGGCCAGUUUUGGCCAAGUAUUUAAUUGAUUAUGAUUCAUGUGUUGUUGUUCUUCCAAGCUCCUUCGAUGCUGUUAGCUGGCAGACAACUGUUGGUACAAUACGACAACGAUUUGUUUUAGUGAUGACUCAGCAAAAAUAUCAAGAAAGAAGGCAUUCACCGAAACGUGAAAUUGCAAAAGAAUUUCAUUCAACACAGUUUUCAACGCCAGCAAUGAAUUUACCAUUCUAUCAGCAUGGUGAUGUUGCGUUUGUUGAACUACCAGCUGAUUUCGAUUUACGUACGGGCAAGACAAAUGCAGCACGUUCUUAUUCUAAUGCUAAGACCGAUCACACGUCUGGCUUGUUGAAAUUUGUUCGAAAAGCGAGUCAUGCAGUAACAAAUCGUGAGCCAUCGUCAUCCGAUAAUACUGGAUCCUCAUCAUCAUCGCAUCAGCAUCAUGCAGCAUCACUGCAGCAACAACGUGGACACCAUUCUGGAAGUCAAAAUAAUUCUCAAUUAGCACCUUCCAGUUAUACUGAUGAAAUAAGGCGGAAAUCGUUAGGAACAUUUCAACGAACGCCCAGUACAGCUAUGGCUGAUAUUCCAUAUUGUGGUGAAGAUACUGCCGUUGAGAAUCUUAGGUUACCUGAAACUAUGAGAAGUACUGGUUCGAGAAAACAAAAUAAACGAGAACAUAUUGAUGGUAGAGAGAAGAUGUUUGAAAUUCCGGAAUUUUUGAGGAAGGAAACUACUCCGGAAAUGCGUGAUACAGACAAAAAAUUGACGCUGAUCGAUUCGAAUGCGCCCAAAAUUCCUACACUAUAUACGUCAACAGUUUCCAGUGAUAAAGACAUUUCGCCAGGUGACUGUAAGGGAAAUUUGGGAUGGCAGCGUGCAGAUUAUGUAUAG
Brugia malayi is the source of this 2514-nucleotide messenger RNA. It is a transcript of the gene Bma-rgs-6, whose product is annotated as Regulator of G protein signaling domain containing protein. The transcript has 17 exons. The record is from RefSeq and is a predicted model, not a curated record. NCBI's taxonomy places the organism in Eukaryota, Metazoa, Nematoda, Chromadorea, Rhabditida, Onchocercidae. Gene Ontology annotation, molecular function: GTPase activator activity. The annotation marks the transcript as partial.